Messenger RNA from Patiria miniata (bat star), 832 nucleotides. RefSeq names its product V-type proton ATPase subunit F-like (gene atp6v1f). Gene Ontology annotation, cellular component: proton-transporting V-type ATPase, V1 domain; membrane. Gene Ontology annotation, biological process: proton transmembrane transport. NCBI's taxonomy places the organism in Eukaryota, Metazoa, Echinodermata, Asteroidea, Valvatida, Asterinidae. Gene Ontology annotation, molecular function: proton-transporting ATPase activity, rotational mechanism. The record is from RefSeq and is a predicted model, not a curated record.
AAUAUGACCUGUACGUACCUAGCCGGCUGCGGAUGUUCCAACACGGAGUUUGCUGUGUUUCUGAAGGGGAAAUCAGCUCGUAAAUUUGCGAUUUUGCGGAACUCAGAUUUUGAAAUUUCAUCGUCUUCUCUGCCAGAAUGGCGCACUCAGGAAAGGGAAAACUUAUUGCUGUAAUCGGUGACGAGGAUACGUGCACAGGGUUUCUUCGGGGUAUUGGAGAGUUGAAUAACAAGAGGCAUCCCAACUUUGUAGUUGUUGAAAAAGACACAAGCGUUCACGAAAUCGAGGAAAGUUUCAAGAGUUUUGUGACGCGAUCGGACAUUGCUAUCAUCCUCAUCAAUCAGAACUACGCGGAGCUCAUCAGACACUUGCUGGACAACCACACAGACCCCAUCCCUGCUGUUCUAGAGAUUCCAUCCAAGGAUAGUCCCUAUGAUCCAAAUAAAGACUCCAUCCUGCGAAGGGCCAAGGGCAUGUUCAGCGCCGAAGAUUUCCGAUGAAAUUCCAGAUCACCGAAGAAUGGAUCUUGUCAACUCCUGCAUAAUUUUGAUCAAAUGGCACGGACAUCUGUAACAGUGCAAUGCGUCCGCAUAAAGCAGCAAUAAGAUGUAUUUAUCGUUAUUAGACCUCACACAAAGCAUUUUAUUUUGUGAUUGGCGCAAACACGCCACGUCAUGUGCAUUAACUAUGUGAUAGCCCCAGGAAGUCAGAAAUUAUUAUAUAACCAACAUACAGACCCUUGUCAUUUGAUUGGUGGAACUCACUUCACGUGACAUUCGUUAUUACUCCCAUUCACACUGGGGCUCAAAAAAGUCCCAUUCGCCCAUGGGGA